AUGCAUUUAAAUGAUAUAAAAUGUAAUUUUAAUAAAAUUGAUUCUAGUUCAAGUCAUGAUUUGGACGACAUUCGAGCUGACUUGACACGAUUCUGGCAGCUGGAAGAGAUAUGCUCCAAAUCAAAUUAUUUUCCGGAAGAAAGAAUGUGUGAGGAACAUUUUGUUGCGAACACAACGCGCCUCGAUGACGGUCGUUUCUGCGUCCGUAUACCGCUUAAACAUGAUUCUUCUGUUUUAGGUAAUUCGUUUCAUCGAGCGGAACACUGUUUAUUUUCUUUAGAGCGUAGGUUGACGAGCAAUCUUGAAUUGAGAGAUAUGUAUAGCAACUUCAUGACAGAGUAUAAAUCGCUUGGCCAUAUGUCAGAAUAUAAACAGCCUGAGGUAGAUGAAAAGGAAUAUUUCAUUCCUCAUCACGGUGUUAUGCGAGAUAGUAGCACGAGCACCAAACUCCGUGUUGUAUUUAAUGCCAGUUCUCCUACGACCUCAGGUGUUUCUUACAAUGACAUCCAAAUGAUUGGUCCCACCGUCCAAGAUGAUUUGAUAUCCAUAUUGCUUCGAUUUAGGCAGCAUAAAUAUGUUUUGUCUGCAGAUGUUGAAAAAAUGUACAGACAAAUAAUUGUCCACCCGUCUGAUAGACAUCUACAGCAAAUACUGUGGCGUAGUAAUGUAGCUGAGCCAAUUACAAAAUUCAUAUUGAACACGGUCACAUAUGGAACAUCCAGUGCUCCAUUUCUGGCUACACGCUGUCUAAAGCAGUUAGGAAUCGACUGCAAGGAUGAUAAAAUUUCCGAGAUCAUUCAACAUGAUUUUUACGUUGAUGAUCUAUUAACGGGCGGUAACGAUUUGGCUGAAGUUCAAGCUAUACGUAAGCAAGUUACUAAUGUACUUGCUUCUGCAUGUAUGCCAUUAAGAAAAUGGAAAUCGAAUACUCCUCUUUUGAUGAUUGAUCCUCAGGACGUUCAAGCAUCAUCAUUCGAUUUGAAUAUUGGGAGUGAUGAGCCAAAUAAGUUAUUAGGUCUUAGUUGGCACACAGAUUCUGAUGAACUCUGUUUCCCAAUAAGUUCUCUAGUUCCUAAUGGUAAUACAAAACGUGAUAUUCUUUCGAUGAUUGCUCGAAUUUUUGACCCAUUGGGACUUUUGGCUCCAUGCAUAAUUAAUAUGAAAAUAUUGUUACAGCAGCUUUGGAUUAAAAAAUUAGCUUGGGACGAACCAUUAACUGAUGAUAUUAAUCGUCAUUGGAAUUACAUUCGUAAAACUUUGCCUCUUUUGAACGAUCUUCGUGUACCGAGGAUUGUUAUUUGCGACUCCUGUAAGUCGUUAGAGUUGCAUGUUUUUUCGGACGCUUCAGAGCGUGCAUAUGGAGCUUGCAUUUAUUUGCGUAGCGUCAGUACUUCUGGUGAAGUUAUGGUUCGGUUGUUAAUGGCUAAGAGCCGAGUAGCUCCUAUUAAGCCUACCACAAUACCUAGGUUGGAACUGUGCGGUGCGUUGAUGGGAGCGCGGCUAUAUGAUAAGGUCAUCACGUCGCUUAGAUUGGGAAUAGAUCAAGCUUACUGCUGGACAGAUUCCACCAUAGUUUUACGUUGGUUACGUAUGCUGCCUUCUAGACUUCAGCCUUUUGUACGUAAUCGUGUUGCUGAAGUCUUAGAAAGGACAGAAAAUUGUAAAUGGCGACACGUACCAACUGAUGAAAACUCAGCAGAUCUAAUAUCUCGUGGUGUGGAUAUUAGUAAUCUGCAAGGUUUAAACUUAUGGUGGUCUGGUCCGCAAUUUCUCAUGAAUGACUUGUCGAAGUGGCCUACGCAACUGAAGUGUGUUGAAGUUCUCCCAGAAAUUAAACCAGACAUAUCUCUAAAUGCUAUUGUUAUUAACAAUAAAAAUUCCUGCGAAAGUGUAGCCUGUGAUGGCAUUGGCUUCCAUUUUAUUCCGGCGUAUGCUCCUCAUUACGGAGGUUUAUGGGAAGCGGGUGUAAAGUCGACAAAAUACCACUUACAGAGAGUGUUGGGUAAUUGUACAUUAACCUAUGAAGAGCUUAACACCACUCUCAUACAAAUUGAAGCAGUGCUGAACUCUCGACCCCUGACACCACUUUCUUCGGAUCCUGCGGACUAUAAUCCAUUAACCCCAGGCCAUUUUUUAAUUGGGCGGUCUCUGACUUCUUUGCCAGACCGAGAUUAUCAAAGACAUUCCACAAAUAAUUUAACACGGUUCCAACGCAUUGAGCAAUUACGACAACAUUUUUGGGCUAGAUGGAGCAAAGAGUACAUUGCAGAAUUGCAACAACGUGUCAAGUGGCGUACUUGCAAGGAUAAUUUAAAAUUGAAUACGUUGGUAGUAAUUAAGGAGGAUAAUCUUCCGCCAUUAAAGUGGAAAUUAGGAAGAGUUGUGGGAGUUCAUCCUGGUCUUGACGGCAUAGUACGGGUUGCUGAUAUCCGGACAUCCACUGGAGUUAUUCGGCGAGCCUUUAGCAAAAUCUGCCCAUUACCAGUAUCAUCGGAGUCUGAUUGA
This is a messenger RNA of Achroia grisella, 2505 nucleotides long. RefSeq lists its product as uncharacterized. NCBI's taxonomy places the organism in Eukaryota, Metazoa, Arthropoda, Insecta, Lepidoptera, Pyralidae. Gene Ontology annotation, molecular function: nucleic acid binding. The coding region runs from base 1 to 2505 and encodes 834 amino acids. The transcript is spliced from 2 exons. The record is from RefSeq and is a predicted model, not a curated record.